This is a messenger RNA of Zerene cesonia (dogface butterfly), 1332 nucleotides long. RefSeq names its product zinc finger protein 525-like. The transcript has a single exon. The record is from RefSeq and is a predicted model, not a curated record. Gene Ontology annotation, biological process: regulation of transcription by RNA polymerase II. Lineage: Eukaryota; Metazoa; Arthropoda; Insecta; Lepidoptera; Pieridae. The coding region runs from base 236 to 1228 and encodes 330 amino acids. Gene Ontology annotation, cellular component: nucleus. Gene Ontology annotation, molecular function: RNA polymerase II transcription regulatory region sequence-specific DNA binding; DNA-binding transcription factor activity, RNA polymerase II-specific.
CUUGAAAAAAAAGCAACGCGCUUCGCUUCUCUUUUGGAAUUUAUGGUAUAGUAACAAGGCUCCCUUUUGUGUCUCACAUCGGAAAUGUAUUAAUAUUUUGGAUACAAUCAUGUCAACAAUACGUUAAUUGCUCGCAUUAGGCGAUAGAUUUACAAUUUAAACAUAAUUUGUGAACACAACUCUUUAAUUACGGAUCAAUAGCGGACGCAAAAAUGAUGCCUUAGCGUCAUUGCAAAUGGGGACAAAGUCAGGUGUAGGCAUAACAGACCAUUGGAUGAAGAGUAUUAUGGAGCCGGCCGGCAGCGACAAACAAGUACAGAACGAGAAUAUACAAUCUGUGAAGCGAGAAAAGAUGGCAGAGGCAUACAACGGGCAGGAUACAACAGUGACAUUCGACAUGAAACAAAACCAAGUGCGUUAUUGCUGUGAUGUGUGUGAUCUAACAUUCGAGUGUUUGGAAUAUUUGAUCCUGCAUAAAAAGUUUCACGGCAACGACAAGGACACUCCGCAAAUGGAGCCGGAGACUCAAGUAGUGAAGGAGGGUCCGAAAAAGCGGCGUAAGUUUAAGUGCGACCAGUGCGACGUUAAGGUAAACUCUCAGUAUCAUUUAGACAUACACCGCAGUAAACACGAAGGAAACGCGGCCAAAAAGUACAUAUGCCAAGUGUGCGACCGCAGUUUCGUUGCCGCGCAAUUUCUCAAAAGCCACAUGCAGUCGCACUCGGCGACGAGCACGAUCAACUGUGAAAUAUGUAACAAGAGCUUUACGGGGCAGGCGUAUCUCAAGUUACACAUGCAACUACACAACGAUAUUAAGAAAUUCAAAUGCUCCAAGUGCGAUGAAAUGUUCCCCACAAAGAAUUGCUUGAAAAUACACAUGAAGAAGCACACUAAAAUUAAAAACUUCAAGUGUGACUGCUGUCAGAAGUUGUUUGUAUCCAAAAUCACAAUGGAGAAGCACAGGCAGACGCAUGAAGGCCAGCCGAUGGACUGUCUGGUGAAGUGCAACCAGUGUGAUCGAACUAUGCAUUCAUCGUUACUCCGAACUCACAUAGCCAGAGCCCAUCCGUCAACGAUUGAUGAUGAUGUGAAGCGGCCGCACAAAUGCUCGACGUGCGGCAAGAGUUUUAUCGUUAAAAUCAACUUGAAUCUUCACAUUAGGGUCUGUCAUCCGGAUCUAGUAGAUCCUGAGGAUGAAGAAGAUGACGUCAUGACAGAUAAUUCAUAGCUUAAGUCGUAUAACCGAUAGUGAUAUUUUUUCGUAUAAGUUUUUAUUACAUUUCUUUUACUGCUUAUGUGAUCAAUUUUACACAAUAAAUUGUAAGCUUUAUA